This is a messenger RNA of Trichomonas vaginalis G3, 1086 nucleotides long. Its product is annotated as vesicle-mediated transport. Lineage: Eukaryota; Parabasalia; Trichomonadida; Trichomonadidae. The transcript has a single exon. The record is from RefSeq and is a predicted model, not a curated record. Gene Ontology annotation, cellular component: COPII-coated ER to Golgi transport vesicle; endoplasmic reticulum. The coding region runs from base 1 to 1086 and encodes 361 amino acids.
AUGGAUAUUCGGAAAUUCGAUGUCUUCCCAAAGCUCGCAAAUGAAUACCGCAUUGGCACAAUAUCAGGUGGUAUUUUGUCUCUAAUUUCUGUCUUUGCUGCAAUUGUUCUUUGUUUUUAUGAAGUUGCAGCAUAUCUUAAUGCUCCGACAAGACAAUUCUUAUUUGUCGAUACCAGAAGACCAACAGGUCCAGAUGGUGUUACAAUUGAUCAAAAUUCACAGCCACGUCUUGAUGUUAAAGUUUCUGUUACUUUUCCAAAAGCACCAUGUUUUCUUAUUCACUUAGAUGUUAUAGAUUCAGUCACGCAGUUAGCCAUGCCAUUAGAAAACAUUAACAGUAAAUUCAUGAGACUUGAUUCCCAAGGAAAACCAAUAGAAGCUCUCGAUUUAUCCACAUUAGUUAAUACAACUGUUCAAGAAAAAUGUGGCUCCUGCUACAACGCAAAAGAUCCAAAGAGAAUAUGCUGCAGAUCAUGCCAAGAAGUCUUCGAUGCUUACAGAGAUGCUGCAUUUAAGCCGCCUGUUCUUACAGAGAUCGAGCAAUGCAAGCCAGUUGCCGAAAAGGUUGCCAAGAUGGAAGGCGAGGGUUGCAAAGUCGAUGCUUCUUUCAAAGCCCUUCGCGUUGCUUCUGAAAUGCACAUUGCUCCAGGAUAUAGCUGGAAUAGCGAAGGUUGGCAUGUCCAUGACCUUUCUCUCUUCACCAAAGAAUUUGCAAGCCUCAAUUUAACUCAUACAAUUCAUUAUUUAAGUUUCUCGGAGAAAGAAGGAGAUUAUCCUCUUAACAACCUCAAUAACGUCCAAACAGAAAAUGGUGCAUGGCGCGUUGUUUAUACAGCAGAUAUUCUCGAAGGAAACUACUCAGCAUCGAAAUACCAAAUGUACAAUCCAAAGAGCUUCGCAAGUGGAUUGUUCUUCAAAUACGAUGUUUCCCCAAUCUCAGCAGUUACAUAUACAGAUUCUGAACCAGUUUUUCACCUUCUUACUCGUAUUCUUACAGUUUUGGGCGGAGUUCUUGGCCUCUGCCGCCUUAUAGAUGCUAUUACAUUCCAUACACGUCGUAUGAAACGUACUGAAGAGAUCAAAUAA